Messenger RNA from Chara braunii, 2281 nucleotides. NCBI's taxonomy places the organism in Eukaryota, Viridiplantae, Streptophyta, Charophyceae, Charales, Characeae. The record is from the annotation of a GenBank genome assembly.
GGAGGAAGGAUGAAGGGGAACGAAGCGCAAAGGAGGUAGCUAGUGAGGGGAGAAGUGGUGAGAAGGUGGGAGAGAAAGAGAGAGAGAGAGAGAGAGCAGUCAUGGAAGGUAAGACAGGUAAGCAGGGAUCAAUCCUUCCCCCUCCUGAUGACACGUGGAACCUGGCGUAUGCCAUCUUCUUCUGGCUGGGCCUGGGCAUUCUUAUGCCUUGGAAUGCGUUCAUUACUGCCAUUGAUUACUUCGGUGACAUCUAUCCUGGUCUCCACGUCGAUCGGGUCGUCAGCAUCUCCUACAUCUUCCCCUUGCUCCUCUUCCUUCUUCUGUUGGUUUUCCUUGGCAGACAUUCCUCCUCCUCCUCCCGGGCGUUGUUCGGGUUCGCUCUUUACGCUGUGAGCGUUCUGGUAGUCCCUCUGGUGGACUGGUGUGGAGUAAGGAGUAGCGAGAGUACUAUCUCCCAUGUGCGCGGGACUCCAGCUACACUCAUCUUGACUGUGGUCUCGAUUGCCAUCGCGGGCGCAGCGGAUGCCCUGGCCCAAGGGAGUGCGUUCGCUUUCGUCGGGGAAUUGCCGACCAGGUACACGCAAGCGAUCGUGGCGGGAACGGCGGCAUCUGGAAUCUUCGUAUCUUUACUGCGAUCAGCGACCAAGGCGGCUUUGCCGCUACGGCAGAGUGCCUACGUGUACUUCUUAGUAGCGUUCGUUUGUGAGCUGCUGUGCAUGGUUGGCUUCCCCGUGGUGCGGUCGUUGCCUGUCGUGAAGUACCAUCGGUAUCGGGAUUGGGGGGGUAGGGGGAGCAAGGGAGGUGGGGGAGGUGGCGGAGGUGGCGGCGGGGAACGUGGAGGUCGGGAUCGCGGCGACGAGGAAGGAAAGUUUGGGGAUGCGCAUGGGCGUCGGGGGGGCAGCGGUAGAGGCAGCACCGAGCAAGCCGUUGGGAUCGGGAGGGCGGCGAAUGCUGCUGCUGUUGGUGCUGGUAGAGAAGGCGCCGCCGGCGCCGAUGUGAUACUCAGGGUCCCGUCGGGCGAUCCCGAUCGUAGUCCUGUGAUUAGCGGAGCAGAAGAAGGAGGAGGAGGAGGAGGAGGAGGAGGAGCCGGCAGGAAUGAAGGCGAGUUGAGGAAUUGGGAAGAAGAAGAAAACGAUCGUUGUAAUCAUAGUGAUGAUGAUGAUGAUCGUGCUCUUCUUGGAGUGGAGAGUGAUGGACUUGUCAAGUCGCCGCCCAAAGGGAUUCUCACGGAGGCUAAGAGAAGGAUGAUGGCCGGGAUCGGGAUCGUCGGAGGAGCAGCAGGAGGGAGUAGGAAUUUGGACGUUGUUGGGGAUGCAAUCUCCUCCCCUUUGCUACCUCCUCCUCCUUCGUCUGCUGCCGGUGAAGGCGGACUACAUUCAACUCAUCGCAAAACAGUGCCAGCUGUCAGUGUUACUCAAGUGGCCUGGCAUAUCAAGGGUUACAUGGCCAGCGUGACGUGGAUGUUUGUCGUUACCUUGUCCAUUUUCCCGGGCUUUAUUACGGAAGACAUCCAUUCUACUCUGUUCGGUAAUUGGUACCCGGUUCUGUUGAUCUCAUCUUAUAAUCUGGGGGAUUUCGCGGGUAAGAUGUUCCCGCUGGUCCACGUGGUCAAGAACCAGCUGGUCGUGAUGAGGUGCACAUUGUGGCGGGGACUAUUUUUCCCGCUCUUCGCGCUGAUUAGUUAUGGGCCGGAAAUGUUUCACAACGAAGCGUACGUCAUGCUCAUCACGCUGGCGCUUGGAGUAUCCAACGGGCACCUAAUGUCUCUGCUUAUGAUGGAGGCACCCAAGCAAGUGGAACUACACGAGGCUGAGGCAGCGGGACAGCUCAUGGUCCUCUCCCUCGUAGUGGGACUGGCAAUUGGGUCUCUGGGAGGGUGGGCCUGGCUUCUGAUACCCGCGUACUGUUACGGUCGAGCUUGUCUAGCUGGCAUGCUCCUCAUUUGGCUCGCUGCCCUAUCUACCGUCAGUGCAGUGAUUCGCUGACCCUCUUUUUCUUUUCGUUUUUUUGAAUUUUUUUCUUUUUUUUGGUGGGGGGGGGGUGUUGAGGGGGAAAGGGGGGGGCGGUUGACCAUCAGUGUUUUUGUUGUUUUUUGUGUUUUUUUGGGGGGGAGAGUCGAGAGUGAUGGAGUUUUUUUUUGUUUUUUUUUUUGACAGAGAAAUGGGAAAUUGAAAUGAAUGAAAGUUUGUGGGUGGUGGUGAAGCCUCUGCCAACGGCAGCAAAUAACCAAUCAAUCAAUCAAUCAAUCAAUCCAUCGAAUCAAUCAAGGCAAAUCAAUCAG